Messenger RNA from Arctia plantaginis, 969 nucleotides. The record is from the annotation of a GenBank genome assembly. NCBI's taxonomy places the organism in Eukaryota, Metazoa, Arthropoda, Insecta, Lepidoptera, Erebidae.
AUGUUUAAGGCUGCAGCUCUGCUGAUAACUCUUGGAUAUUGUAGCCUAUUAGUAUACCAAGGAGGUGUUACUUUCAACUUCCAAGAAAGCCGAGCGGGAUCUGUGCAAGUGUCGGACUUAUCGAUUGAACCUGUGACUAAAACAGUUAUAUUGGAUAGUGGACAGAAUAAAAAUAUAAGCUUAGAUGACAUUUUUAUCAGUGUUAAAACAACAAAGCAUUAUCAGUAUACGCGAUUGCCAAUAAUAUUGAAAACAUGGUAUCAGUUAGCAAAGCAACAGACAUGGUUUUUCACCGACACAGAAAACCGCCAACAUCAAAAUCAAACGAACGGUCACAUGGUAAACACGAACUGUUCUGCCUCGCAUCAGCGAAAACAUCUCUGCUGUAAAAUGUCCGUGGAAUACGAUCGUUUCCUUGAAAGCGGUAAAAAAUGGUUCUGUCAUUUCGACGACGACAACUACGUGAAUGUGCCUCGUUUGGUCAGCGUUUUACAAAAGUACAAUCAUCAAGAAGACUGGUACUUGGGACGGACGUCUAUUUACGAGCCAGUCAAAAUAUAUAAAAAGGCUACCAACCAGUUGAUGUUCUCAUUUUGGUUCGCCACGGGCGGUGCUGGAUUUUGCAUAAGCAGAAGUUUGGCUUUGAAAAUGUUACCUGUUGCAAGCGGUGGCCGGUUCAUCAGCAUUUGUGAAGGAAUACGGUUACCAGAUGACGUCUCCGUUGGCUUUAUUAUUGAACAUAUGUUGAAGAAAAAUCUAACUUUAGUACCGGAAUUUCAUUCACAUUUAGAACAAAUGAAACUAUUGGCUCCUGAAACAUUCCGGGAUCAAAUAUCCUUCAGUUAUGCAAAAGCUAAAGACGAAUGGAAUGUCGUCAACGUGCCAGGAUUUGAUACACGAUAUGACCCUACGAGAUUCCUGUCGCUGCAUUGUUUCCUGUUCCCUCAUUUUAAAUUUUGCCCAAGAUAG